Messenger RNA from Photinus pyralis (common eastern firefly), 1280 nucleotides. RefSeq names its product transcription initiation factor IIB (gene TfIIB). The record is from RefSeq and is a predicted model, not a curated record. The transcript is spliced from 6 exons. Gene Ontology annotation, cellular component: transcription preinitiation complex; nucleus. The coding region runs from base 108 to 1055 and encodes 315 amino acids. Gene Ontology annotation, molecular function: TBP-class protein binding; RNA polymerase II general transcription initiation factor activity. Gene Ontology annotation, biological process: transcription initiation at RNA polymerase II promoter; transcription preinitiation complex assembly. NCBI's taxonomy places the organism in Eukaryota, Metazoa, Arthropoda, Insecta, Coleoptera, Lampyridae.
UUUAAAAAUAACGUUUGGCAUCACUGUGAGUUUCGCAUUUUUCAACAUCGUCUAGAACGCGAACGAGACGAGAGCGGAGAGCCGAGAACGAGAAGUUGUUUUUGAAGAUGGCGAGUUCUUCAAGGUAUGAUACAAACAAAGUGUGUUGUAAUUCCCAUCCAGAUGCCCCACUUAUUGAAGAUUAUCGAGCGGGAGAUCAAAUAUGCUCAGAAUGUGGCUUGGUUGUUGGAGACAGGGUAAUCGAUGUUGGUUCAGAAUGGCGUACGUUCAGUAAUGAAAAGUCGAACGUUGAUCCAUCUCGUGUCGGUGGUCCGGAAAAUCCCCUGUUGAGCGGAUCAGAUUUGACGACAAUGAUUGGACCGGGACGAGGUGAUGUGUCCUUUGAUGACUUUGGAGUAGCUCGUUAUCAGAAUCGUCGUACAAUGAGCAGUUCGGAUCGUGCAUUAAUUAAUGCUUUCAAAGAAAUUAAUUCAAUGGCCGAUCGCAUUAAUCUUCCACGAACUAUUGUAGAUCGUGCAAAUAAUUUAUUUAAGCAAGUUCACGAUGGAAGAAACUUAAAAGGUAGAUCUAAUGAUGCAAUUGCAUCUGCCUGUCUGUAUAUCGCAUGUCGGCAAGAGGGGGUACCUCGUACCUUUAAGGAAAUUUGUGCAGUAAGCAAAAUUAGUAAGAAGGAAAUCGGCAGAUGUUUUAAACUAAUUCUGAAAGCACUCGAAACAUCGGUGGAUCUCAUCACAACUGGCGAUUUUAUGUCUCGAUUCUGUUCGAACCUCGGGCUGCCAAAUAUGGUACAAAGGGCUGCGACUCAUAUUGCACGCAAAGCAGUUGAACUUGAUAUAGUACCUGGCCGUUCUCCAAUAUCAGUAGCUGCUGCAGCAAUUUACAUGGCUUCACAGGCAUCAGAAGAUAAAAGAAGUCAAAAAGAGAUAGGUGAUAUUGCCGGUGUUGCCGAUGUAACCAUAAGGCAAUCCUACAAAUUAAUGUAUCCACACGCUGCAAAUCUCUUCCCUGAAGACUUCAAGUUCGCCACACCUAUUGAUCAACUACCGCAGAUGUGAACUUACCACAACUUUUUUGUAUACUAAAAGAGUAUUAUUUAUCGGGAAUAUGUCUGUAGUGCUCUUUUUUUCUUUAAAGAAGUUCCAAGUAUUACGGUUGGUUUAGAAUUUUUGCUACUUUUCUAGAUGGGUUUAGAUUAUACACAGAACAUUAGAAAAGUCGCAUAUUUUUAUUAUGAAACGAUUAAAUGUUAAGUUAUUAAUAAAUAUUUUUGUAUAUUUUAA